Molecule: messenger RNA, 1734 nt
Organism: Varanus komodoensis (Komodo dragon)
Lineage: Eukaryota; Metazoa; Chordata; Lepidosauria; Squamata; Varanidae
Gene: SLC5A7
Product: solute carrier family 5 member 7
Exons: 8
Coding region: 1-1734 (577 amino acids)
Biological process (GO): transmembrane transport; synaptic transmission, cholinergic; choline transport
Cellular component (GO): perikaryon; dendrite; plasma membrane
Molecular function (GO): choline:sodium symporter activity
Source: RefSeq, a predicted model, not a curated record
AUGGCUUUCCACGUGGAGGGACUGAUAGCUAUCAUUGUGUUCUACUUGGCCAUCCUGCUUGUUGGAAUAUGGGCUGCUUGGAAAACCAAAAGCAGUGGAAGUGAUGGAGAUCGCAAGGAGGCUAUUAUAGUUGGUGGAAGAGAUAUUGGUUUGCUGGUUGGUGGAUUUACCAUGACGGCCACCUGGGUUGGAGGCGGUUACAUCAAUGGGACUGCUGAAGCCGUGUAUGUGCCCGGCUUUGGGUUGGCUUGGGCACAGGCACCCAUUGGAUAUGCACUUAGCCUUGUUGUAGGUGGCUUGUUUUUCGCCAAGCCCAUGCGUUCCAAAGGCUACGUGACGAUGUUGGACCCCUUUCAGCAAAUUUAUGGGAAACGGAUGGGAGGGCUUAUUUUCAUACCUGCCCUGCUGGGAGAAAUGUUCUGGGCUGCAGCCAUCUUCUCUGCAUUAGGUGCCACCAUAAGUGUGAUCAUCAAGGUCAAUAUAUACAGUUCAGUCAUCAUUUCUGCCCUCAUCGCAACUCUUUACACACUAGUGGGUGGCCUUUACUCAGUAGCCUAUACUGAUGUGGUCCAGCUAUUCUGCAUUUUCCUAGGACUGUGGAUCAGUGUUCCAUUUGCCAUGUCCCAUCCUGCAGUAAGAGAUAUUGGGUACACAGCUGUACAUCACGUGUUCCAAGAACCUUGGCUUGGAUCCAUUAAAACACUGGACGUCUACACCUGGCUUGAUAAUUUCCUCUUACUGAUGUUGGGAGGAAUCCCAUGGCAAGCCUAUUUCCAGCGAGUCCUCUCCUCUUCAUCAGCGACGUAUGCUCAAGUGCUCUCCUUUCUGGCAGCUUUUGGAUGUCUUAUAAUGGCAUUACCUGCAAUAUUGAUUGGUGCAAUAGGAGCAUCAACAGACUGGAACCAAACGGACUAUGAUGGCAUAGACCCCAAGACAGACGAUCAAGCUGACAUGAUUUUACCAAUUGUCCUUCAGUACCUUUGCCCAGUCUAUAUCUCCUUGUUUGGCCUUGGGGCAGUGUCUGCUGCUGUCAUGUCCUCUGCUGACUCUUCCAUCUUAUCAGCGAGCUCCAUGUUUGCACGGAAUAUUUACCAGCUCUCAUUUCGGCAAAGUGCAUCAGACAAAGAAAUAGUUUGGGUCAUGCGAAUAACCAUUCUCCUGUUCGGAGCAUCUGCAACAGCAAUGGCCCUCCUAACUAAGUCGGUUUAUGGACUUUGGUACCUCAGCUCUGACCUCGUCUACAUCAUCAUCUUCCCGCAGCUCCUGUGCGUGCUUUUUAUCAAAGGAACUAACACCUAUGGUGCCAUUGUGGGAUAUCUGUUUGGCCUUUUACUCCGAAUUACCGGAGGAGAAUCGUACCUGCACUUGAAACCCUUGAUUUUCUAUCCUGGCUGGUACAAAGACAAUGACAUAUACAUCCAGAGAUUCCCUUUUAAGACGUUGGCCAUGCUUACCUCCUUCUUCACUAACGUUGGAGUAUCCUAUCUCGCAAAAUACUUGUUCGAAAGUGGCACUUUGCCUCCCAAACUAGACAUCCUUGAUGCUGUUGUUGCAAGGCAUAGCAAGGAGAACAUGGACAAGGCUACACUUGUGAAAAGUGACAACAUUGUUCUAAACGAGCUAGCACCUGUAAAGCCUCGACACAGUUUGACAUUGAGCUCGACCUUCACAAAUAAAGAGGCCUUCAGCGACAUUGAUUCAAGCCCAGAUGUAUCCAUUAUGGAAGACAAUUGA